AUGGCUCAUGAGACCAGAUUGCUACUGUCAGUCUGCAUUCUGGGUAUUUACAGCGUCGACGGCAGCCUUUUCCCAGAACCUUCGACGUUUACAGGGAGGAUUUGGAAUCCUUCGUCGCGAGUUGUCUCUGAGAUCCCAACAGGUAGGCUUUCGUUGCAGGCAUACAAUAUUUCCCAGACUCGCUCUUUCAGCCGCACUGUCUCGAAUGGAUCUUACGGCCUGACCAGCACCAUUACCGCACCUCCUCCUGGGACCUCAAAUACUCUGGAUACUGAUGAACAAGAUGGACUUUGUUAUCUUGGAAACCAAGAUUGCACGUACACCGGUAUGACAACAACCGUUGUCGGACCGGACCAAUCUCUACACCUCAAUGAUGAAUGUUUGCUGUGGAAUACCUCCUGUACUGAGAACAAGACAUUAGCUCUCGACGAGCUCUUCGGUGGCUCCUGGGGUGCUGGCACCUUAGCAUUCCUUCAAGAGAACGAGUGCUUCGUCAAUCCUCACAACACAUCGUUGGAUUGCAGCAAAUAUGUAUCUCAAGACGUCAUGUUCGAAUUCGCUGUCAUCAAAGAUUGGAUGAGAUCACCACGAUGCUUGGCGAGUAUUGCGGAGCAACAAUUGAUGCAGGGACAAACUUCAGUCCUGUCUGCGCUUCGAACCACUUGCUGUGAUAUCUGCUUCAUCAGCGCGCAGAGCGUCGACGUUUACUACUGGCCAGAUCCUGACGCAAUCACAUCUUGUCUUACCAUUAUUGGAAACGACGUCAAUCCACCCCUCUAUGGUGCCACAACGGGCUCGGCAACAACGUACUGGGGAUGCACAGUUCAAGGUCCUUUUUCCGGGCCUUCCUAUGUAACCACUGCUCUACUUACGAGUAUCGGUCCUGUAACAUUCAAAGAACCAUCAUGUCUUGAGCAUGCCAAUGCGAAAUACAAUGCCAGUACUUCUCCCUCUAUCUACGCCAACCACAGUAUAGUUGCAGCGGAUUACUGUGGAACCCGGGGAUCGACGGGAGAUAUUCCAGCGAUAAUGCUCGCCUUCUCUCCUGGAGAGCUUUCGACGAUGGCCGGGCCUCUCCAUGAUACGCUCCACCCAGCGACGAGUCAGUUCAAUUUCGCCGAUUUGCCUUGCCCUCCACAGAGCGUAAUGGAAGCGAACUGGUACAAACCAGCGCCUGACGAACCGUACCGCCCCCUCAUCGCCAUACCUAGCAAAGUCUUGGAGAUAGACCCCUGGUUUGAAAAAUUCGCUCUGAGACCAGCAACAGCACUUGCGCCUAUCGUCAUUGCCAAAGGUCCUCAAAGCCCUCCGGUGGUGCCGAUACCCAGUCCCACUCAUGACCCUGGAGCCAGAAAGACUGCCGUAGGCAACGAGCAGAUACCUACACCUACGCAAGGUCAGAGUUCGCUUUUGCCGGAGAAGACAACAGACCCAAAGCUAGGUCUUGGCCAAAGUGGAUCCGGUAGCGACUCUAAUGAUCAGGGUGGCACUGGUGAGGAAUCUGACCAAGGAGCGGAUCCAAGCCAGCGGAGUAACCCAAAGCGACCGAAAAACGCAGCGGGAAACAGUGGAGAUCCCGGACUAGUGACAGACCCCAGCUUACCGAAUGAUCCAAAGCAAUCGAGUAAGGUAUUGGGAGGCAAUGGAGAUCCUGCGCCAGGCACGAACCCCAUCCUGCCAAAUGACCCAAAGCAGCCCAAUGAUGCAAAGGGCGGCAGUGGAGAUAGUGGAGAAGUAAACUCUUCGAGCAGCCCAAGUGAUCCAAUCUUAGACUCAUCUGCGACCACAAUAUCAGUUGGUGACCACAAUGUGGUCGCCGGCACUUCUGGGGUCCAAGUCGAUGGUGUGCAAGUCAAAAUUGUAGGGCCUCCAGCGACAAUCUCUGGAGUCGUUGCUAUCAAUCAAGGUAACAGCAUCGUGAUUGCCCACCAGAUUGUACCCCUGUCUACUCCGGCUGCUCCUGCCACAACAAUCGCUAGUCAUGCAAUUACCCCUCUUGCCGACGGCGUCUCGGUCGACGGCGCUGUGAUUACUGCUGGCGCAGCUGCCGUCGCUAUUGCCGAUUUUCCUCCAAUCUUUGUAUCCGGCACCCGUGUAUCCCACGGCGCAUCUGCUCUCGUUAUAGGCACCAGCACAAUUGCUAUCCACCUAUAUUCGCUGCGCACAAUAGCAGGCCAACCGGCGAAGCCGUCCAGCGGCUCUAAUGGCAUUUCCGUCGCCGGUACGAGUCUUACACCGGGUGCGCCGCCUAUCACCGUGUCCGGCACCCCCAUAUCGCUUGGCUCCGUAGCCCUCAUGGUAGGCAGCAGCACUGUUUCACUGCCAGCUGAGGAGACAACGCCAUUCAUUACCACAGUCGCCGGCAAGGCCGUCACCGCCGCUCCAAAUGGUGUCGAGGUCGCAGGCUCUACCCUGUCUUCAGGGGCUCCAGGCGUGACCGUCGGCGGAAUUCCAGUAUCCCUGGAUCCAGCUGGUGAGUUAGUGGUUGGCUCGAAAACCACAGCACUUGACGGUCCGAGGGGAGGGGGGUCGGGUGGCUUUAUAUUGGAGGUUUUGGGUCAAGGGGACCCUUUCCGUCGCCAGAAUCUCCGUUGGUCCCAGGAACCAACACGACUCCGGGUUCGGGAAACGGUACAGCUUUCGGUGUGCAACCGUUCCCAGGAAACGCACGUGGUUUCAUGA
Messenger RNA from Letharia lupina, 2682 nucleotides. RefSeq lists its product as uncharacterized. The record is from RefSeq and is a predicted model, not a curated record. The coding region runs from base 1 to 2682 and encodes 893 amino acids. The transcript has 6 exons. NCBI's taxonomy places the organism in Eukaryota, Fungi, Ascomycota, Lecanoromycetes, Lecanorales, Parmeliaceae.